This is a messenger RNA of Rana temporaria (common frog), 863 nucleotides long. RefSeq names its product deoxyuridine triphosphatase (gene DUT). The transcript has 6 exons. The record is from RefSeq and is a predicted model, not a curated record. The coding region runs from base 259 to 756 and encodes 165 amino acids. Gene Ontology annotation, biological process: dUMP biosynthetic process; dUTP catabolic process. NCBI's taxonomy places the organism in Eukaryota, Metazoa, Chordata, Amphibia, Anura, Ranidae. Gene Ontology annotation, molecular function: dUTP diphosphatase activity; magnesium ion binding.
AGACUAAUAUUUCACUUUAGAAAUGUAACAUUACAGUUGCUAUGACAUUGACGUGUACAUUUGUAACAGAACAGUCGUCGGGUAUACAUGGGAGAAUAGCGGUAGUAUCAGACGUGUCCCCGCUGCGGCCAUUUUGUUGUAGCCCGCGCGGCAUAGCCUAAUUGUAGGGGGGGGCGUGUUAGGAUCACGUGAUUGUUCUGCUAUUGGUGGAGACGUUUUUAGCGGGAUUCUCAGAACUGACUGUAUCUCUUCUCCAUCAUGCCACUCGCUCCGGUGUCGUCCUCUCCCGCCAAACGAUCUAAAGAAGAAUGCAGCAAUGUAAAUGACAGGAGGCGGCCGGUGCUGCGCUUCGCCAAGCUGUCCGAGAAUGCUACCACCCCGACCCGGGGGUCCGCCCAGGCGGCGGGGUACGACCUGUACAGUGCUUAUGAAUAUACAAUUGCUCCACAUGACAAAGCUAUUGUCAAAACGGACAUCCAGAUCUGUGUUCCAAGUGGAUGCUAUGGACGAGUUGCUCCACGAUCUGGUUUAGCUGCCAAGCACUUCAUUGAUGUUGGAGCUGGAGUUAUUGAUGAAGACUACAGAGGAAAUGUUGGGGUGGUGUUGUUUAAUUUUGCCAGCGAACCCUUUCAAGUUAAUAAAGGUGAUCGAGUAGCUCAGUUGAUCUGUGAACGAAUUCUGUACCCUGAGCUGGAGGAGGUUAAGACUCUGGAUGUGACAGAGCGAGGUGCUGGUGGCUUUGGAUCAACUGGUUAAAAUGAAAUCUGCUGUUAUGGUAUUAGCUGUACAUAUUGUCAAUUCAUGAUGAUGACUUUUUUUUUGUUACCCCUUUAAGGAAAUAAAGGUUUUUGUUUUUUUGCUUA